CCGAGGCUCCGCGCGCCGUCGCGCCGACCAGGCGUCCCUGUGCAGCCUCCGCCGCCGAUGGGAGAGGUGGAGCCCGGGCCCGCGGGCCCGCUGGAGCCCACGGAGCCACCCGAAGCGCCCGCGAGCCGCCAGCCUGGAGGGAUCCGGGUUCUGAAGAGAAAUAUGAAACGCAAUGGAAGCAGAAAUUGUUUGAAUAGGAGGAGUAGGUUUGGUUCUCGAGAAAGAGACUGGCUGCGAGAAGAUGUGAAGAGAGGCUGUGUUUACCUUUAUGGAGCAGACACUACCACUGCCACACCAACCACCUCGUCCUCCUCUUCUUCCUCCUCUGACUUGCAUCUUGUCCUUUGCACAGUAGAGACACCAGCAUCAGAAAUAUGUGCUGGAGAAGGCAGAGAAAGUCUGUAUUUACAGCUCCAUGGAGACCUGGUCAGGAGACUGGAACCUAUUGAACGACCACUUCAGAUUGUUUAUGAUUACUUGUCCAAACUGGGAUUUGAUGAUCCUGUGCGUAUACAGGAGGAGGCUACAAAUCCUGACCUUGGCUGUAUGAUUCGAUUUUAUGGUGAAAAACCAUGUCACAUGGAUCAUCUGGAUCGAAUCCUACUGUCUGGCAUCUAUAACGUACGCAAGGGAAAGACUCAACUGCACAAGUGGGCUGAACGCCUGGUUGUUCUCUGUGGUACCUGCCUUAUUGUUUCCUCAGUGAAGGAUUGUCAAACUGGAAAGAUGCACAUUUUGCCUCUGGUUGGGGGAAAGGUAGAAGAAGUGAAGCGACGGCAGUACUCCCUGGCGUUCAGCUCCGCUGGAGCCCAAGCUCAGACCUAUCAUGUCAGCUUUGAGACUUUGGCAGAGUACCAGAGAUGGCAGCGGCAAGCGUCCAAGGUGGUGUCCCAGCGCAUCAGUACUGUGGAUCUCUCGUGUUACAGCCUGGAGGAGGUUCCUGAGCAUCUCUUCUAUAGUCAAGAUAUCACCUACCUCAACUUGCGACACAACUUCAUGCAGCUAGAAAGACCAGGGGGCCUUGACACGCUCUACAAAUUUUCUCAGCUGAAGGGCCUAAACUUGUCCCACAAUAAACUCGGGUCAUUUCCUGUGUUGUUGUGUGAAAUCUCCACCCUGACUGAGCUCAACCUUUCCUGCAAUGGAUUUCAUGACCUACCAAGUCAGAUUGGCAAUUUGCUAAAUCUUCAAACUCUCUGUCUUGAUGGCAACUUUCUGACUACUUUACCUGAAGAACUGGGAAAUCUGCAACAGCUUUCCUCUCUGGGAAUCUCUUUCAACAACUUUAGUCAAAUCCCUGAGGUUUAUGAGAAACUCACUAUGUUAGAUAAAGUGGUUAUGGCAGGAAAUUGCCUGGAAAUGCUCAGCCUGGGGGUGCUGAACAGAAUGAGCCAUGUCAAGCAUGUGGACUUGAGGAUGAACCAUUUGAAAGCCGUGGUUAUUGAAAAUCUGGAGGGAAAUAAAUACAUCACUCACAUGGAUCUCCGGGACAAUCAGCUGACUGACUUAGAUCUCAGCUCCUUGUGUGGCUUGGAGCAGCUGCACUGUGAGCGGAACCAGCUGAGGGAGCUGACCCUCAGCGGCUUCUCCCUUCGAACACUCUACGCCAGUUCCAACAGGCUGAUAGCAGUGAAUGUCUACCCAGUCCCCAGUCUGCUCACUUCUCUGGAACUCUCCCGAAACCUGCUAGAAUGUGUUCCUGACUGGGCCUGUGAUGCAAAGAAGAUAGAAGUGUUAGAUAUGAGCUAUAAUCUUCUCACUGAGGUUCCUAUGAGAAUUCUGAGUAGCCUGAGCCUCAGGAAACUGAUGGUGGGGCACAACCGUGUGCAGACUCUGCCAGCGCUGGUGGAGCACAUCCCCCUGGAGGUGCUGGAUAUUCAGCAUAAUGCACUCACCAGGCUGCCAGACACUCUGUUCUCCAAGGCCUUAAAUCUCAGAUACUUGAAUGCGUCUGCAAAUAGUUUGGAGUCUUUACCAUCUGCCUGCGCUGGGGAGGAGAGUUUGAGCAUGCUGCAGCUGCUUUACUUGACCAGCAAUCUCCUGACAGAUCAGUGCAUUCCUGUCCUGGUAGGACACCCCCACCUGCGAAUCUUGCACCUUGCAAACAACCAGCUACAGACCUUCCCAGCAAGCAAACUAAAUAAAUUGGAGCAAUUGGAGGAACUAAACCUAAGUGGCAAUAAGCUUAAAACCAUUCCCACAACCAUAGCCAGCUGCAAAAGGCUGCACACCCUGGUCGCACACUCCAACAACAUCAGCAUUUUCCCAGAGAUCCUGCAGUUGCCUCAGAUCCAGUUUGUAGACCUAAGUUGCAAUGACUUGACAGAAAUCCUGAUCCCAGAGGCAUUGCCCGUUACAUUACAAGACCUUGACCUGACUGGAAAUACAAAUCUGGUUCUAGAACACAAGACUCUGGACAUAUUUAGCCAUAUCACAACCCUGAAAAUUGAUCAGAAACCUUUGCCAACCACAGAUUCUACAGUUACAUCAACCUUUUGGAGCCAUGGACUGGCUGAAAUGGCAGGGCAGAGAAAUAAGUUGUGUGUAUCUGCCCUGGCCAUGGAUAACUUUGCUGAGGGAGUGGGAGCUGUGUACGGCAUGUUUGAUGGGGACAGAAACGAGGAGCUCCCUCGCCUGCUCCAGUGUACGAUGGCCGACGUGCUGUUGGAAGAGGUGCAGCACUCAACAAAUGACACUGUUUUCAUGUCUAACACCUUCUUGGUAUCUCACAGGAAACUGGGAAUGGCUGGCCAGAAGCUGGGCUCCUCUGCCCUCCUGUGCUACAUCCGCCCUGACACUGCCGACCCCACAAGCAGUUUUAGCUUGACUGUGGCCAACGUUGGCACAUGUCAGGCAGUCCUGUGCCGAAGUGGGAAGCCACUGCCACUCUCUAAAGUCUUCAGUCUGGAGCAGGACCCAGAGGAGGCACAAAGGGUGAAGGAACAAAAAGCCAUCAUCACCGAGGACAACAAAGUGAACGGCGUGACCUGCUGUACUCGGCUGCUGGGCUGUACAUACCUCUACCCCUGGGUCCUCCCCAAGCCUCACAUUUCUUCCACUCCACUUACCAUUCAAGAUGAGUUGCUGAUUCUAGGAAACAAAGCACUGUGGGAACACUUGUCCUGCACAGCAGCUGUCAAUGCAGUGCGUCAUGUACAAGACCCGUUAGCAGCUGCCAAGAAGCUAUGCACACUAGCACAGAGCUAUGGUUGUCAGGACAACGUAGGGGCCAUGGUGGUGUAUCUGAACAUUGGCGAGGAAGGCUGCACAUGUGAAAUGAAUGGGCUCACGCUGCCCGGGCCUGUGGGGUAUGUCUCCACCACCACUGUCAAGGACAUGCCAAAGCCAACCACUCCAUCCUCUAGCAGUGGGAUCGCCUCUGAGUUCAGCAGUGAGAUGUCCACCUCGGAGGUGAGCAGCGAGGUGGGGUCCACCGCUUCUGAUGAGCAUAACGCCGUGGGCCUGGAUGCCACCUUGCUCCCACGGCCGGAGAGGCGCUGCAGCCUCCAUCCAGCACCCAGCUCUGGGCUUUUUCAGCGGCAGCCUUCUUGUGCCACCUUCUCCAGUAAUCAGUCUGACAAUGGCUUGGACAGUGAUGACGACCAGCCCGUUGAAGGGGUCAUAAGCAAUGGCAGCAGGGUAGAAGUGGAGGUAGAUAUCCACUGCUGCAGAGGGAGAGACCCGGAGAACACCCCUGCUCUCGCAGGGAAUCCUCCUGCCCCAUGUCCCGAGGAACAUGCCAGAGGGCUGGGCUUUGGGAUCCGAAGACAGAACAGUGUGAAUAGUGGCAUACUUCUGCCGAUGAGUAAGGACAAGAUGGAGUUACAGAAGUCUCCUUCCACUUCCUGUCUCUAUGGAAAGAAACUCUCCAAUGGCUCUAUUGUGCCCCUGGAAGAUAGCCUGAACCUCAUUGAAGUGGCCACAGAAGCACCCAAGAGGAAAACUGGCUACUUUGCUGCCCCCACUCAGCUGGAACCAGAGGAUCAGUUUGUUGUACCCCGGGACCUGGAAGAAGAAGUAAAGGAGCAAAUGAAACAGCAUCAGGAAAGCAGGCUUGAGCCUGAGCCCAGGGAAGAGGAUCGGACCGAGCCCCCAGAGGAGUUUGACACGGCGCUGUGACCCCGCCCCCACAGUGAGCACGGUGCAGAGAAGGCUGUGUGGAGCUGGUGUGGGACCCUGCCGGGGGCAUUUUGUCUCUGCAUUUCUAAACCACAAAUGCGUGGGGUAGAACUUGGAGCCAGAAGCGUGAGAGUGAUCAGGGUCUGGCUCUGGAUAAGCUAGAAGCCACCAUCAGUGUUAAGUUUCACAUUUAACCUGCAAGGGAAUUCCCAGCGUUAACUGGGAAGAAAGCAGUCCUACCACCUGCCAUUAACCCUUUCUCUCCUAGGAUCAUUUUGAGAAUUUGCCUGCCUGGGCAGGAAAGGGACUAUUCUGUGGAGGAAAUAACUGAAGAUUGAUUCCCUACACUAAUUGCUGCUGAUGGAUUUCUGUGACAGAGAAAUCACCUUAUCUCUCAGACUAACUCAUGGGGUAUGAUGUGACUAGUCACAUGGCUUUUCCUUCUUCUCUACGAGAAUACAGCCUAUCAAAAUGACGUCCAUUGGAAAUGUAGAACCAAUCAAUUAAUUUAUGUAUGUAAUGUAAUGAGAGCACUUUUCAUUGACUGUGAACUUUUUAUUUUUGAAUCUGCACUCGAGCCACUCUUCUUAGAAGAAACCCAGUGCCCUUUGUCCAUAGGCAGAGAGCUAGUCGGGUACUUCUCUGAGGGUACUUGGAAGGGCCUUGGGAAAUAUUUUAACUGUUAGAUGUCAGACUGUGAAAAGCUCCUGAGAAACUUGGGGUAGCAGGAUCUUCUUUUGGGGAUGAAGAUGGUGGAGAAGUGAGGACUAAGACUACAUCCCCCCCCAAAUCAAAGAAAAUUACCCCUUGACAAAUGUGAAACCUGCUAGGAAUUUCCCAGCAGAUCACAAGGGAGGCAUUUGGGGGUUGGCCUCUGUCCCUGAUGAGCGUCAGCCUCCCAACUGCCUGACGUUGCUCGUGUCUAGGUAACCUUGAGUUACGGCAGAUGACUGUGAAACAGACUGAGGCCAAAAGACAACAGACAGAUUGAGCUCACAGGUUAGACCAGAGGGAUAGUUUUCUAGAAUGUUGGAAGUGAGCUGAGAGCUCACCUCUUGAAUGUUAAACGGUAUAUACACUUCUGAAAACUGCUUAUUUCACCUUAUGUGGUUUUGAUACUAACAUAAGAAAGAUACUUAGUUGAGAAAUUCUUAAGCUUACCAAAAAACCUGUAUUUUUUUGCACAUUCCUUGUAACUCUAGCAAAAUGCAGUUCCUUCCAUAUUUUUGUCACUUUUUCCAUUACAAGAUUUACUUAGGACAAUUAAUUCCCAUUUAUUACUACAAAAUUUUGGCAUUGCUUGACUUCACCUUAUGGGAAAUGUGCUUUGAAGUUCUGGAAUACUUUCACAAUUAAAAAGAAAAUAGGGUGGAACCAGUUUUAAUUUGUUUCAUUACAAACAAAAUGUUAAAAAGAAGGUUAGUGGAUAUAUAUUUUUUUCUUUGUGUUUUUGGGGAGUUUUUGUUCAGAGCAAUAGUCAAAAACCAGAUGACCUGUCCACAAAUGGCCAGGUGUCUUCAUCCUCUUGCGGACCUGUGCCUAUGUGCGUGUUGUCGGGGGGUGCCCUCUUGGGGGAUUCUGUGCCACUCUGAUGGUUAUCCAAUGAUCAGCCCUUCAAGAGUCUGGACACGAGUCCCCACAUGGUCAGGAACACUUAACUUCCCUGUGUCAAACUACUGGUCAGCUAUUUGACGAAGUUUAGAACUCAGGUCUUUGAUUUGAAGUAGGGAGCAUAGUGACUCAUAUGAAGUGUAGGUGCUGUUAGAAAAAUGGGAAUAAUAGUGUGUUGCACCUUAUUUUUAUAUGGAAAAUUUUUUUAAAUGAAAAAAUGAAGGAAAAAUCCAAGAUGAUAGUCAUGGGUGAUGGAAAACAUCUUUCUACUCAGACAGCAGAACCUUUGGGUUAUAGAGUAGUGAUGAUACUGUCUAAAAAUGAAAGUUAUUUUGGGAAUAUACCACUUUAAUAGUAUAGUCUUAUAAAAAUUGUUCUUUAUAUGUGAACCCCUUUCUUGUCUUCUGUUUGUCACUCCAAUUACUAGAACCACACCAAAACCCAGUUCUGAAAUGACCAUACCAAAAGUAAAUGUAUUUACUUUUUAGUGAGUAGAACUCUGAAAUUCCAAAUCUUCUUUUAUGUGGUAGAGUUAUUUUUAGAGACCAUUAGGUUGUAAACUAGAAACCUUUAAUCUAGGCUACACCAAAACUGAGUCUUGUUUUUUGCAAUCUCCUUUAAUUCAUGCCCUUCAAUAGUUUCUCUAUGUUCAAACAGGAUAAAAUGGCCAUAGCCCAUUACCAAAAAUAUAAUACAAAACUCUUCUGACCUAUAAGGUAAUUUACAGACACUGUCAUCUGAGUAGGCUGUCAGCUGGUGAAAUCCAGUCAUCUGUCUCCAGGUGAACGUAAUCUGCUUCCCGUUCCUUUACUCAGAGGACGUGUUCCCAGCUGGGCAGAGACAGAGAUUCUGGCCUCUGCAAGGGUUCUCAGGUCUCUGUGCGCACCUCCCAUUUAAUAGACAAGUUUCAGAGAAUUCUGAAGGAAGAAUGCUCCUGAGUAUGGGAGCAAGCAGUUCAGGAGUCCCAUGGAAGAAAGGAAACAAUGUGUCUUGACAGCCAUGCUAUUCUUUUUAUUAUCCAAACGGAUUAGAAAUAUCUUUGAAAAUUCGAAUGUUGGUAUGACAUAAAGCUACAGUACUACUGUAGAGGCCGGUCAUUGUGAAUUGCCAUUCCUGGUACAUGUGAGGGCUGAUGAUACUGUUGUCCAUGUAUGUGUGCGAUAAAUGGGUGGGUUCAUUUACUGGGGUGCAGAGGAGCCCUCAGGAGCAGCACGGUGUUCACUGGGUGCUAGUACAGUUGUGUGUAGUGAGUGCCGUUUGGGAGCCGGAGCCGGCUAGGUGUGGCCGAUCUACUGAAAAAUCAAGUGAUGCUCUUUCUAUGUUUGCGGAAGCAGGAGAGCUACUUGGAAGCCACAGGCUCACCUUCUCUAUCUAUUCAAUAAUAAUCAAUGAAGAGACCUCCAUAAGGGAGCACUUGGCUAUUAUUGAUACAUGUACCAAUUAUUACAUAAUUAGUCUGCAAGCCAUUUGGUGAUGUCUGCAGCAUCACUAUAGAACUGUCUUGUGUCACUUUUCACUUUCCUCGGGUGGAGCCCUUCAAACUUCCCAGUCAUGGAGGCAAGUUAAUCUUUCUCUGCAGUUAGUGACUUCCGCCCCAUAGUUGAGGAAGCACUUCCUAGAUGGAGAAAAGCAGCUACAGCAAACCCUGCUCUGUCGCCCUCAGUGGUGAGCGAUCACACAUGCUCCUUGUAUUCUGAUUUUCACGCUCCCCCAGAUGCUGUAGGGUCUUCUCUCACUGUUGCCAAUGGAUGUCAUCCAGACAGUGGGCUCAUAUCUUACGGUUUCGUGCAAUCAUUGUCGUAUUGUAGUCCUAAGACUCAUUAUAGUGUAUUUUUGAUAUUUUUGAAAUGUGUUAAAUUUUUUAAUUCAAUAAUACGAGCCAGAGCAUGUUGCAGCAAAUCUAUUGUUUGUAAAAAAUAAUAACAAUAAUAAAUAAAAUAAAAUGGAAUUAUCGUUUUCAUGGCUUUGUUUUA
This is a messenger RNA of Nycticebus coucang (slow loris), 7703 nucleotides long. RefSeq names its product PH domain and leucine rich repeat protein phosphatase 2 (gene PHLPP2). NCBI's taxonomy places the organism in Eukaryota, Metazoa, Chordata, Mammalia, Primates, Lorisidae. The record is from RefSeq and is a predicted model, not a curated record. Gene Ontology annotation, molecular function: protein binding. The transcript has 19 exons. The coding region runs from base 58 to 4119 and encodes 1353 amino acids.